CAACAAACAGCCUUGUUCCGCCUGUUACUACCAGGGUACCCAAGAUGUCGGUCUCCUUCAGCCUCCGGAGCCUGGUGCGCCUGAGGGAAGCUCCACAUCUCCUCAGCCGGCCUCUGACCGCCGCUGUCACCGCCGGCCUCAGGUCAGCGUCCACCGCUGCUCCGCCAGAAAAACGGGCGGCCGUAAUAGAGUCCGCGGAGGACUACAAGUUUGUGGAACGGCUCAUUCCGCCUUCGCGCGUACCCGACCCACCCAAACACGUCGGAGCCGCGCCGUCGGGCUGGAUCCCCCCGGCGGAGACGCCGCCGGCCCUGCCCUACAUGAUCCGCCGCUCCCGCAUGCACAACAUCCCCGUCUACAGCGACCUGACCAACGGCAACCGCAAGACCACGCUGGUGCGGAAGGUGGAGGGGGACAUCUGGGCCCUGGAGAAGGACGUGAGGGAGCACCUGAGGCGCGUGACGGGGAAGGAGCUGCCCACGCAGGUCAACGAGGUGACGAUGACCGUGAAGGUGAAGGGCCACUAUGAGCAGGAGCUGAAGGCCUGGCUGGCCGCCAGAGGCUUCUGAGCGGGACGAGAGCCCGACCCCAGGACAUAAAAAACCUGCUGCUCCUCCAGGAGACGCUUCUGACACCAAAGAGCUGUAAUUCUGUUCUGUUCACUUCAAAAAGCAGAAUAAACUGAAAGAUUCGCA
Molecule: messenger RNA, 695 nt
Organism: Fundulus heteroclitus (mummichog)
Lineage: Eukaryota; Metazoa; Chordata; Actinopteri; Cyprinodontiformes; Fundulidae
Gene: mrpl49
Product: mitochondrial ribosomal protein L49
Exons: 1
Coding region: 45-569 (174 amino acids)
Biological process (GO): translation
Cellular component (GO): mitochondrial large ribosomal subunit; ribosome
Molecular function (GO): structural constituent of ribosome
Source: RefSeq, a predicted model, not a curated record